Molecule: messenger RNA, 7896 nt
Organism: Plasmodium gonderi
Lineage: Eukaryota; Apicomplexa; Aconoidasida; Haemosporida; Plasmodiidae
Product: transcription factor with AP2 domain(s)
Exons: 1
Coding region: 1-7896 (2631 amino acids)
Biological process (GO): regulation of DNA-templated transcription
Molecular function (GO): DNA-binding transcription factor activity
Source: RefSeq, a predicted model, not a curated record
AUGAACAACAUGAACAGCAUAAAUGGGAUGAAUAGUAUGGACGAGAUGAACAGUAUGAAUGAAAUGAACAGUAUGAACAUGAACCUUAUGAACAGUAUUGGAAAUGCCCGAGGAACACAUAAUUUCUCCCAGAGUGAAAACAUAAAUUUUAUGAACAAUCUUUUAAAUAAGCAGAAAAUGUACAGUGCUGGGUGCAAUAUGGAAGAUGGAAGUAAUGAUAAGAAUCAUUUAGUACUCAUGCAGAACCGUAUAAAUAAUAGCACGAAUGGCAUGAUCAACUCGAAUAUUCAAACAUACCCACCAAUGUAUUAUAGGAGAAAUAUAUCUAAUCAGGACAACAUAGACAAUAAUGCAUAUGUUGAAAGCACAUAUUAUUUUGGUAACCAUUACAGAAACGAUAUGAUGACAAUGCAAAAUAGAAUUUUAAAUGAAUCAUUCAAAGAAAAUGAAGAUGAAAAAAUGAACAAUUCUGUAGGAGAAUAUUUCGAAAAAAGUAAUGAAGAACAAUCUUAUAUUCAACAAAACAAGGACAACACAUCCCCUGGGAAUUAUAUGCCUUUUAAUAACACAUCUUACAACGCGCACGGAGGGGAUGCCAAUAACAGUAGCCACAACAAUAGUAACAGCAACAGUGGCAAUAUCAGUAAUGACAGCAAUAGAGACAACAAUAGAAACGACAGCAGAAGUAGCAGCAGAAACAGCAGCAGAAUCAGCGACAGAAACAGCGACAGAAACAGCGACAGAAACAGCGAUAGAAAUAACAGCAACAGCAUUAAUAGUUAUACCAUACCGAUUUAUGUGAAUACUGGUGAUGGUGGAUUUAUAGAAUCCAAUCAUGGAAACUAUGUUUACCAGCUAGAUGGAAGCAAAAGUUUCUAUAUGAACAACCAGAAUGUGAAUUUGUGUGAAAAUUACAUGAAUGUAAUGAAUGGAGUAGGAAUCAAGAACAUGAAUGAUAGCAACAUGGACUGUAGCAAGCCGAUAGAUUUCAAUAUGAGUUUCAAGGAUACAAGAUGUAAUCAUAUUGAAGGAAUUAUAAAAGUAAACGGAAAAGGUUGUGAUAUAUUGAACACAAAUUCUACUGCUAGCGUGAAUACAACAUUUCCAAAUGGCUACGAAGAAUAUGAAAAAGAUGAAGAUAGCAUUAUAGACGAAGAUGACAAUAAAGAUAUCGAUAAAACAUGUUCCAAGUAUGAUCAAGAAGCACGUGGCAUAAUACAUACAUAUAAUGGGAUUUUCUUAAAGAAUAGUGAAAAUAAGGAUCGUGUACAUAUUAGGAAUUCAAAUUUUGAAAAAACAGAAAAUGAACAUUUAGAACACAAUGAUUUGGUUUCUAACCAGAACAGAUUGAAAAUGCUCAUGUAUAACAAAAUCUCUAACUUAGGUAGCAAUUACAGCAAAAGAAGUAGUACAAAUAAUUCUAUGAAAAUAUCUAAUAUAAAUGAUAUGGAUAACUCACCAAACGGUUCCAUUCAUAACAGUGUUGUAAUGCAAAAACAAGAACAACUUAAUUUAAAGCAGUUUGUUGAUAAUGGAAAGAACACAUACGAAGAAUCUAUGAACAGUGAAUACAAUAACAUGGGGUCUAGAGUUAACUAUAACAAGGAUGUUAUAGAUUGUAGACAUAAAGAAAUUAAUAUGAAAUAUAGAAAUUUUCCAAUUGUUGCGAUUGCGAAUGAUAAUAAAAAUAUUAGUGAAAGUAGAGAAAACGGAAUGGAUGAUGGAAUUGGUAUAAUUGCCAAGAGCGUAAAAAAUAGUAUUGAAUUAAAACAACACAUUCACAAUUCUAGAGAGAAACUUCCCAUGUACAGAACAAAGGAAGAAGUAAAAUUUAAAAAUAUGAAUGGCAACCACGAGAACUUGAAUUAUAUGGAAAUGGGGAACUGUAACUAUGAUGACAUGGAUGAAUAUAAUCAAGAAGAUCAAUGCAAUUUAAACGAAUCAUAUGAUGUUAAUAUGUACAGCAGUGUAAGUGCUAGUAUUGGGAUGAAUGAUAACAAUCAGAUGAAUACAAACUACCAGAUGAAUACAAACAGCCAGAUGAAUACAAACAGCCAGAUGAACACAAACAGCCAGAUGAACACAAACAGCCAGAUGAAUACAAACAGCCAGAUGAACACAAACGGCGAUAAUUAUGAGAAAGGCGAAUUAAACAAGGAUAAUAGUUAUAUUAUGCACAAUCAUAAAGAUAAGAACAUCGAUAUGAUUAUUGAUAGAGAUGCUCAAGUUCAUGUAAAUAACGGAGAAAGUUACACAAAUGAAUUAGUUCAUAAUUCGCAAAUGAGAAAUGUAGGUAAUUAUGAAAAUAUGCAUACUAUAAAUAAUGGAGAAAAUCAGCAGCUGUUGUUUAAUGUCGAACACAAUACUAAAAGGAAUGGUAUUAUCCCAAAUUCUAUGAACCAGUAUGAAGGAGAACCUUAUAAGAAAUGUGAAAGCUACAUUAACAAGAAUCAUCAUACACGCAUGUUUAAUCCAAGUGAAGGGAUGAUGAAUAACCCUAAUAAUUGGGCCAAUUAUAAGAUGAGGAGAGCUGCAUCUAAGAGUUCAUAUUUUCUUUUACAAAAUGAGGGUCAACUGAACAAUGAUAUUAGUAACUGUAUCAGUUAUGAUAGUAAAAAUUCCAAUACAAUGUCAAAUGGGAAAGGAGCUGCAAUGGAGUACAGAAAUAAUAUGAAUUAUUUUGAAAACAUUAACGAAGGUAUCAUGCAUAGCGAGAAUGGUUAUGAAUUCAUGAAUAACCAACCAAGCAACAUAGGCAACAGCAACAUCGGCAGUAGCAACAUGAACAGCAGCAACAACAAUUUCGGCAAUUCGUGGAUGAUGCACCGACCGAAAAAUUAUUCAGGUGAGGAAAAAAUACAAGUACCAAUUAAUACGAAUGAUGCUUAUAGCAAUAUGAACACUAGUAACUAUUUAAUGGCACAUAAUAACAAUGGUGCUGGGGAAGCAAUCAUCCAUGGUUAUAACAAUAUGUAUAGCCCAAUGAUGUCUGGAAAAAAUGGUGAUGAUAAUAAUGUUUUGAACACUAAUGGAUUGAAUAACAUAAACAGUGAGAAUAAUGAGCAGGUGAAUGGCCAUUGUGAUAUGAACAACAUGAUUCAGCAAAAUGGGCUUAACAAGGACCUGGAAAAUAUGGAUUGUGUGAAUAAUCAGAAUGACCUUAACAAUUUAAAUAGUCUUAUUUCCAUGAAUGGUGAAACACCUUUGAAUAAUCUGAACAUGUUAUUCAUACCAAAAAUUAAGGGAGUCCGUUUCGAUAAGUCUGGAAGAAGAUGGGUAGCUAGCUGGAGUCAAAAUGGAAACCAAAAGAGGCAAUAUUUCCCUAUUAAAAAAUUUGGUCAGGCGCAAGCGAAAUAUUUGGCUAUUUUUGCUAGAAUAAAAGCUGUUAAAUGUAUGCAAAAAAAGCCACAUGGAUCAGCAGAAAAUAAACGAAGUCAGUCAAAAAGGUCCCUAACGAAGGAUAAAACAAAAAUAGAAUAUAACGAUGAUGAGAAUCGUGACAAUGAUGAGAAUGAUGAGAAUGGUGACAAUGAUGAGAAUGAUGAGAAUGGUGACAAUGAUGAGAAUGAUGAGAAUGGUGACAAUGAUGAGAAUGAUGAGAAUGGUGACAAUGAUGAGAAUGAUGAGAAUGGUGACAAUGAUGAGAAUGAUGAAAAUGGUGACAAUGAUGAUGAUGAUUGUGAAAAGGAAUUAAUCGAUGAACAAAGCGCGAGCAAUUUUAAGAAUGAUAGUUAUUUUAAGGAGUAUGCCGAUGUGGCAUAUAAUGAAAGUGUUUACAAAGAAUGUGUUUAUAACGAAACUAUGCACAAUGAAGGCAGAAAUGAUUCCUCAGCAGAGAACUAUCACAGAUGUGAAAAUGAACAAAAUAAUCUGACAUCGAAUGGAAUAACUGUUAUUAAAAACAAAGAUCCAGCAAAUUCACUGAAUCAUAAUUUUCAUGUGUACAAACCAAUGGAUAUAUCCCUGAAUGGUAUUGAAGAUGAAUAUGACACAGGGAGGAAUAUGUGUGAUACGAAGGCAAGAAGCGUGAACAAUGAAUAUAAUGAUGUUGAUGCUGGUAGUAGUGUCUGUAGUGGUCGAAAUGAUGGUAAUGACGGAGAUGGUAGACGUGAUAAUAUCUUCGGCAGUGGUAGUGGCAAAAGCAGUAGCUGUGGAGGUAGUAAGGAUAACAAGACUCAAAAUGCUGGUGUUACUUGUUAUGAAACUUUUUAUUCUGAGGAAACAGGAGAUAAAGAAGUACAAAGAGUGAAUACAAACUAUGAACUAGAGGAACAACGGAUAAUGCUGCCCAUUGACUUUUAUAAUAUGGGAAAAACAAAUGGUGGGGGAGAUGCUAUAAACGGAGGGCAUACAAAUGGAAAUCACGUACCUCCCAAGAUGGUGAUAUCGAAGAACGUUCAUUUAGAUAAUGAAAAUUUAGAAAUGUGUAAAAAAAAAAAAAAUUCAAAGGAAGAAAAACGAGUGUGCGACGAAACACAUAAGGGGGAAGAUAACCAAGAAAUGACAAAUGAAGAUUCACAUUUGAAUAGUAUGUACAAUUGUGACAAAGAAUUUUAUGAGGGCUGUAGAAAAGAGGAAAUGAACAAGUUUCAGGUAGUUGUUGAUAACUGUGCACUCAUAAAUGAAUUAGAUUCCAGUAGUAAAAACACAUUUUGUGAAUUUAAUAUGCCAGGAGAAACGAUUAAUACAGAAGCACAUACGGAUCAUUUUUUCCAAAAGUGUGUUAUUAAUAAUGGGGUUAUGGAAAAUCAUGUACGUUUAAGAGAAUUGUGUUAUGAGAAUAGAUGGGGUGAAGAGUUUGUGCGUCACAGAGAAGGUGAAGUAGUAGUUCCUGAGGGAGAUGAUGCUGAUGAGGAAUAUUUUGACUUUGAAGAGACGGAGGUACAAAAAAUGGUGGGUGAAGCAAUGGAUGGAUCGUCGAAAGCUGAUGGGGGAAAGGUCCUGGGAACCAGUAACGAAAUGGAAAAAGAAUCAGAAAUAUAUUUCGAUAUGGGAAAUUUAAUCAGACAUGGAUAUACUAUGAGGAGAGAGCAAAAAGAGGAUGAAAAAGAGAACGAUGUUAUUUUUAUGAGAAUUAAUUUAAUUGAACAACAAGGAUUGACUGACAUAGAGGAAAGUAUGGAAUAUAGCAACAACGUGGAUGAAGAUUUAUUAAAUCUGAUUCUUAUAGUUGGAAGAUUGAUAAGGAAAAAUAUAAAGAUGUGUAGAGAUUCAAAUGAGGAGUUCAUAAUGAAUUUGAUAAAGGAUAACACAACAGCAAACAUAAGGAACAAAAUGAAUGAAAUAAAGAAGCUGAAGAAAAACGAAAAGAUUUUAUUGUUUACUCAUUUGAAGAAUUAUUACAUUACUAAGUCUAAUACAAUUUGUGAAGGAAAAAGUAUGAAAUUAUUGGCUUGUAGAAAUAUAGAGAGAAAAAAUGUUAAUAAUAAUGAUGAGAACAAUGAAGACGUAGACAAAAAUAAAAGAAACAAACGCUUUAAUGGAAAAAGUGUUAUAUAUUCUAAUGGCGUAAAUAAUAUGAACGAGGAAAAUCCUGUUCUACAUGAAGGAAAGAACAACGAUUCUAGAAAAAGAAAUAAAAAUGGGGAUAUGGUUUGUGUAACAAAAGGCAUGCGUAAUGAAAGGAAUGAAGAAAUAAAUCAUAAUAAUAGUAAUAUUAAUAUAAACUGUAAUGAUGAAUCUUUACGAGAACAUGGUGAAAAUAAGUACAUUUUGAAAGAUACAGAUUCCAACGUCAAGCUGAUCAUAAAUGGUAUAAAUAAUAGCACAGGGGAUGAUAAUAAUAGUGAUAAUGCAACUUCUGCCGCUAACGGUAGUGCUACUCCUAAUGAUGUUAAUUUUGCAAAUUUGAUGAAUGUUGGAUGUUACUCAAAUAACCGAAGGAAUAAAAAAAAUAAGGAUGAAGAAUGCAGUGAAGAAAAUAAUUCUGAUGGUACUUUGAGCAUCAGAAAAAUUAAAAGACAAAGAAGUGGGGAAUGUUCAGAAAUAGUAGGAAAUUUUGAUAGUUCAAUUCAAUCGACGACCACGUCAGGAUAUUGUGAUCAAUUAGAUAAUUCUCUUUUGAACAAUAUUAUGAAUCGGAAAAGUUACAGAAAUAGCGAUGAUAUAAAUUCAAGUACUACAUUGGAACUAAUGAAUGAAGAAACACAUCCAAAGACAGAUCUAUCCUGUUUUAAUGAACAGGGUUCGUACAGUCACAUGGAUGUGUUUCUUAGUAACAAUAAUAACCCUUUGGUUUACAACCCAACGCAUCCUACAACUACUGCCAUUACUUCAGGAAUUAUUAAUGUAUCCUCUACAAUGGACAUGACGAUCAACGAAGAUUCUCUUUCUACAAAUCGAAUCAAUAGCCAACAGAUUGAGGGUGUUUUGGAUAAAUUAUACACCCAUGGAGGGUACUCAAGAUGUGGGAAGAACACGCAAAUGAGACCCUGUGGUAGUAGUAGUAGUAGUAGUAGUUGUUAUGUCGAGAUAGAUAGUAAGUUACAGCAUGCUAAUAGCUUGCACAUAGAUAAUGUACGAUCUGGUAAUAACAGCAAUGUUAUCAUAGACUAUAAUCAUGAAAAAAGUGUAAGUCGUUUAGGGAAUAAUUUAAACGCCCAGAUGGAUUGUAAACUAAGCAGUAUGUCUAACAGAAGUGAUGAAUUUUUGGAAAGUCCACUUAGAAACAGGAACUCUUCAAAUAGACAAUUUAUGCUGAAAUCGUUCUCAAAUAAUCCUAGUCAUUUUAGAAAAACACGCAAGGUAGACUUACCACUAUUUGAUAGCACUGAAAUGAUUAAUAAUAUAAAAUGCGACAUUAACGAGAAUCAUGAAAUAAAUGGCAUUAGUGGAAAUUUUAUUAAUCCAGUUGUUGAAAGGGAUAGCAGUUGUUUGAAUAACCCAUUGAAAAUGACCAUUAACAGAAGUUUGGAUUGUAAAAGGAAAAAUGCCCAUGAGAUGGAAGAAGUGGAAGAGGUGGAAGAAGAGGACGAGGUGGAAGAAGUGGACGAGGUGGAUGAAGUGGACGAGGUGGAUGAAGUGGAAGAAUAUGACAACGAUGAAACAAACGAUGCUGUUACUGAUAACGUCAAUACAAUCAGUUGUUAUUAUGACAAUACCAAUAACAGCAACCAUGGUGCAUAUACAGUCAGUAGUAUGAAGAACAUCUCCGCUCAUUACAAUAGCAGAAACGGUGGUUACCACAACGAAGGAAACAUAAAGAGCAUGGGACAAAAUCAGCAUCAUCACAUUAACAGUAUGAACAACAACCAUUCUAUCAUUGCAGGAGCAAUAACAACUAACCAUAGCCAAAUGUAUAAUCUUAUGAACCGCACAUCUUACGCUAAUAACGGUUGUAUUGGUGCAAAUAUUGAUGAUCAUAUAACCAAUAAACUUGUUAACAGAAAUACUAAUGGAAGCUUUGGUUAUAUAAAGAACCAAAAUAGCAACUAUAACACGGUUGAGGGGUAUGAAAAUUUACAAACCGAUUCCCAACACGAUUUCCAAUCUAGUGGAUCCCCUAGGAAAAACUGUUUGCACAUUGUAGGAGAGGAAGAAGAAGAAAAAAAAAAGGAUCUCUCUACACAUGUAAUGGUAAAUGGUUGUAAUUCUGUUUAUAGGAAAAUAAAUUUUCAUGACACACAAUGUAAUAGUGAAAAUAUAGAGCUUUAUAAGAACACUCUAAAUCAAGAUUAUGAACAUUUACAUAAUAAUGGAGUAGUACCAACGGUGGUGGUACCCCUCUCCCCUUCACACCUUAAUUUAAAUUACAUUUCGAAUUAUGAUAAGAGCAUGACGAACUUGCUGCGUUCAAAUGGAAAUGUGAAUGGCGGAAAUAACAACAACAAUGCAAUUGAUACAAAUGAAAAGAACGAGAUAGAAACGAAUGAAGUGAAUGAUAUUUGUCAUAAUUAA